ACUAAUGAUUAAAUGUAAGGUUACUAAUCAUCUAAUCAACAAUUUCAUUUAAUUUUUGUAUUCUAUGAUUUCCGAUUGCAAUAUGAUAUUGAUACAAACUUGAACGAAAAAUCAGCGUAUUCCCCUGGGAGCUUACGAUGAGAUCAUUUUAAUAAAAUAUUAAAAUAUAUGAGUAUAAUUGCUUGAAAAUGGGUUCGGAAAGCGACGAUCUUCAAAUUGAAGAUUCCGAUGAAUCUUUACUGGAUCUGAAAGAGAUCAACGAUCUAGAAUUCGAUAUCCCCCAAGUUGCUCCCCCAUCCCUUGAAAGCGUCUUGUGGGACAUGGAAUCGGAAGCAAGUGAUAAUGCUUCCUUGCAUUCAUUCCAGAGUAUGACGAGUAAAUUCCGUUCUAUGCUAUAUCACUGUAUUUUGAAAGGUGUUUCAUCUCAGAUCAGCUCAGCAGGGGAGAGAGUGAAUGCUGGGUUACCAACAGCUGUAACAAACAGCAUAAAAUAUAUUGCUGUUGGGACAUCCCAUGGAUAUAUUCUAGCCUUUGACUGUGAGCAGAACUUAUGCUGGUGCUGUCAUGAUAUCACAACUUCUGAUCAAGGUGCUGUUUCAGCUUUGUCUUUCAAUUUGGAAUCCACAAGACUUCUUGUAGGCUACGAACGGGGUUACAUUUCAAUGGUUGAUGCCUCCUCUGGCGACGUGUUGAGGAGACUUCCAGACGCGCACGCUCCUCAGACUGCUGUGCUCUAUUUGAGGUUCACAUUUUUGAGUAAUCUUGCACUUUGCGGAGAUUCCUCGGGUUGCGUGUUCUCUCUGUCAUUCAAUAGAAGACUAGGCGUUCGAUCCUGGGAUUCCAAAUGUCUCUUUUCCGGGGCUCGGGGCGAAGUUUGUGUUUUCGAGCCGCUUGUGAGGGGACAUGACAUAAAUUUUCUCAGUCGCAACGUUCUAGUAGCGAUGGCGACGUUAUCCAAGAUAUUUCUAGGCGAAAGGGCUUGCUAUAAUAGUCUGUCGAGUCGCGGUGACCAGCUCCUCAUCUUGGGUACUAAAGCUGUCCACAUGGUCAAAUUGCGAACAUGGCCAGAACGACUGAUGUAUCUCAGUGACCAAGGUAGAUGGGCCGAAGCCCUCAAUCUGGCAGCUGAAGAAGGAACCAGCAAGGAAAGGUUCACGUUAAUAUUGCUGAACAGGUAUUUAGAGAAUCUGAAUCAGAACACAGUCGACAAAGACAGUCUUACAGCUGCCAUUAACUGCUGUGUGAAAUUAGGUAAAAUUGAUAUUCUAUGUAACGAGUUAUUAGAAGCCAUAACGACUGAUGAAAACAAUCAAGACUGGUACUAUACAUUAUUGACAGACCACAUUUGUACGGGGACUCUGUCCGAACUGAGGCCUUCCGUGGCUCAAACUUUGGUAAAGUAUUUAGAAGAGAAAGACCCCUACUCGCUGGAGAAAGUCUUGCUAUCACUAGACAUAGCCUGUCUGGAUCUGCACCAGGUCCUGAAAAUAUGCAAGGCUAAGAAAUUGUACAACGCUUGGAUACAUAUAACUACGAAAACUCUGAAGGAUUUUACCAGCCCUUUGGCAGAAUUCGUGGGUGAAUUAACUCCAGACAAUCACAAACUAGGAAACAUAAUGUUGGUGUAUGUAUCUUCCUGUCUAGCCGGUCUGGGCUAUCCUACUGGAAACAUACCCGAAGAAGACAUUCCGAGAGUGAAGCACGACGUAUUAAGGUGUUUAGAAACGGUUCAUUCAAUUAAUUGCCGACCAGAUGAACCGACAUAUCCCUAUUUGAGAGCUCUUCUUAAAUAUAACAUUAGGGAAUGUUUGAAUGUAGUAGAGCUGGCAUUUACCGAAGCGGAGUUUGCUGGCGAGAUGGGUCUUUUGCAAAGGCAAAGACUUGUGCAGAUUCUGCUUCAAAUUGUAACCUCUGAAGAAUUUUCGGAGAGCCACGUAAUCAACUUGGCAUGUUUCAUAUUGAGACUAGUCAUAUCAAAAAAACUCAAUAUUGAUCAGCAAAUGAUGAACAUAAUUAUCGAAUCGUUGACACAAGUGGGGAAUUCGCUGAGCUUGAGGGACCGCACAGAGCGAGAACAAGCCUGGCUAGACUUGCUGCAUGUGAACAAACUGAAUCAUCUGAAAGUCACCCAUCUGCUUGACUUGGCUCUGAGUUCAAAGUGCUACCGGGUCGCAGAAUAUCUGUAUGAAAUCCAGGGGGAUUACUCCAACAUCCUCAGUUGUUACCUAGAAGACCCAAUGCGCAGGGGCGAAGUGUUCAAUUACAUCAUAGGAUUCAUUGGUGUGAGAGAGAGGUGCAUCCAGCAACAGUUUUUAGUGCAUUUCAAGGAACUAGUGACAAUCAGCAGCGAACGUGUAGGGGAAAUAGUGACGGAAUACUUUCCGGACCUGAUCGAAGAGUUGUGCGUUAUGCUGGAGGACUCUUUUGACUUGCAGUACGCAUUUCUGCGACAGAUCGUUACGCACGAUAUCAAACUUCCUAGUCGCAUCGCGGAAAAGUAUCUGGAACAGUUGUGCAUCAAAGACAAAAGCGAAGUGUGUCCCUACUUGCAGGCAAGUUCGUGUCGCGUAGAAGAAGCUUUGGCAGUGACGAGAAAGUAUGAAGUUCAUGAAGCGACGGCUUUCCUAUUGGAACAGGACGGCGAGUGGAUGGAGUCUUUGCAGUUGCUUCUGAGUUGUUCUAUGGUUGAGAAGGCGGUGUCAUUGUGUGUUCGAGGGGCUGAGCAUUUGGACUCUGAAGGUGCUCAGAAGCUCUGGUUGACCCUCCUCCAAAAUAAAAGGGACUCUCCUGGAAUAUCUCUGAGGCAGCUCUUGCACUCGGCAGCUCCGCAUGUACCACCAGCAGAACUUCUAGAAUUAGUUUCCAACGCCAGCUUUGGAGAUGUUAAAGGAUUACUGCAAGGAAUACUAAACGACUAUACCCACGACAUUCAAAUGUUGUCCACUACUUUCAAACUGUUGGGAAAAGACUUGCAUUAUGGUUUGGUGAAAUAUUUGUCCAAAAAUAGAAAAGGCAUCUCCGUUACCGAUCUCACCUGUAGUUUAUGUCUCAAACCCCUUCUGUUCAGGAAAGACCUGGAUAUGAAUCAAACGACAACAGUUUGGGGCUGCGGUCACAGUUUCCAUUCUUCUUGUGUCAAAGCUGCAGAAGUUGCUGAUACUUGUCCAAAAUGUCGAUUGAAAGGUGUCCUGUUACCCGAAGCAAAAAAACCCUUGGUUUGUCCUUAUGAUCCAUCAAGCGUUGGCGUACAAUGCAGGCCCGAUUUAGAAGGUCAUUUUUAAAACAGUCUAGUCCAAUUUUGAGAGAAAUAUAUUGAUUAAUUUAUAUAUUUGUUCAGAGCAUUUUAUGGAACCACAUAGAAUGUAAUAAUUUGUGAUAUUAUAUUUUUAUUAUUUAUACUGAAAUAUAUAUGUUGAAACUUU
Messenger RNA from Leptinotarsa decemlineata (Colorado potato beetle), 3422 nucleotides. RefSeq names its product Vacuolar protein sorting 8 (gene Vps8). Lineage: Eukaryota; Metazoa; Arthropoda; Insecta; Coleoptera; Chrysomelidae. Gene Ontology annotation, molecular function: protein binding. The record is from RefSeq and is a predicted model, not a curated record. Gene Ontology annotation, biological process: endosomal vesicle fusion; protein targeting to vacuole. Gene Ontology annotation, cellular component: HOPS complex; late endosome.